This is a messenger RNA of Carassius auratus (goldfish), 2563 nucleotides long. Its product is annotated as inositol polyphosphate 5-phosphatase K-like. The coding region runs from base 118 to 1497 and encodes 459 amino acids. NCBI's taxonomy places the organism in Eukaryota, Metazoa, Chordata, Actinopteri, Cypriniformes, Cyprinidae. Gene Ontology annotation, biological process: negative regulation of phosphatidylinositol 3-kinase/protein kinase B signal transduction; negative regulation of insulin receptor signaling pathway; phosphatidylinositol dephosphorylation. The record is from RefSeq and is a predicted model, not a curated record. Gene Ontology annotation, cellular component: cytoplasm; plasma membrane; endoplasmic reticulum. Gene Ontology annotation, molecular function: phosphatidylinositol-3,4,5-trisphosphate 5-phosphatase activity; inositol bisphosphate phosphatase activity; phosphatidylinositol-4,5-bisphosphate 5-phosphatase activity. The transcript has 13 exons.
GGUGUAAACACAAACCCCAAACUCUCUCACUGUCCUAUAACGUUACCUGAUAAGCACGGAAUAGAUAUUCAAGACACCUGCAAAAUCUCCACAACACCGAGACUGAAAGGUCUGAGUAUGAGCGCACAAAAUGUUGGAUCCAGGGAUGGACAUCAGGCUUUCAGGCUGCACAUGGUCACAUGGAAUGUUGGCACAGCAGAGCCACCAGCUGAUGUGAGGUCAUUACUGCAGCUUGACUCGCAGCCGGCCACUGACCUCUUUGUGAUUGGUCUACAGGAAGUGAAUGCCACUCCAGUGCAGUAUAUCUCUGAUCUAAUUUAUGAGGACUCAUGGAGUCACCUUCUUAUGGAUACUCUGGCACCAAUGGGAUAUAUCAAGGUGACUUCAGUGAGGAUGCAGGGUUUGCUGCUGAUACUGUUUGCAAAGCAGGUCCACCUGCCUUUCAUCAGAGACAUCCAAAGUACAUACACCCGCACAGGCCUGUUUGGAUACUGGGGAAAUAAAGGCGGUGUGUCUGUGCGUUUCUCAUUCUAUGGUCACAUGCUGUGUUUUCUGAACUGUCAUCUGGCAGCUCAUAUGAACUACGCCCUGCAACGCAUGGACGAAUUUGAAUAUAUACUUGACAGACAAGACUUCGAUAUGUACAACACACCACAAGUGCUUGACCACAAACUCGUUUUCUGGUUCGGUGAUCUGAACUUUCGUAUCGCUGACCAUGGGAUGCACUUUCUCCGCUCCUCAGUCAACAACAGCCGAUUUAACCUGCUGUGGGACAGAGAUCAGUUGACCAUGAUGAAGAAAAAAGAACCUAUUCUGCAGGAGUUUGAGGAGGGACCGUUGUGUUUUAAACCCACGUAUAAGUUUGACCGUUUCUCCGAGACUUACGAUACAAGUGGUAAAAAGCGGAAGCCUGCCUGGACGGAUCGUAUCUUGUGGAGGAUAAAACCCAAAGCUAUAGAGACUGUGGAUGAGAAUAGUUCGACAUCAUCAUCAGCUGACGAUGAUGAGUAUCCUAUUAAGGUGAUGCAGGACAUGUACACUUGCGAUGUCUCGUAUGGGGUCAGUGACCACAAACCCGUCAUUGCAACCUUCGAUCUGGAGAUGAGAAAAAAGGUGAAGACGCCUCUAGUCAAACUAACCGUGGAGGGACACUGGAGUGCAGAUGAAGAUGCCACAUUCACCUACACCAUUCUAGAAAACUUUGAGUCUUCAACCUGGGAUUGGAUCGGAUUGUACAAGAUUGGCUUCAGAAGUGCCUCCCAUUACUCCACCUUCGCUUGGGUCAAAGAUGAUGAAGUGGCUGCCAACGGCGAAGUCGUGACGGUCCAGAUGAAUAAAAAUGAGCUCCCCCUGCUGGCUGGGGAUUAUGUUCUUGGCUAUUACAGCACCAACAUGCAAACCCUCAUUGCCUUUAGUCCUACUUUCCUGAUUCUGGAGUCUCGACUAGCUGUAAUGGAGGGUCUGCUUCCUGAGAACAUCAACGGACAUGAGAAGUAGCUGGAUAUCUUCUAACCUCGUGUGUAAAAGUCACAGCAGGAUCUGAUUUGAGAUCAUAUUUGCCUGUGUAAACAGACCUUGCUCCGUUUGAUUUUAAAAAGUGAAAACUGAUUCUGUGAAACAGUCUGAUAUAAUGAGUGUGAUUUAAAAUCUAUGGCUUUAAAAUCUCUGUCUGUUCGCUAAAUACGCCAUAUUACUCUUUUUCAUUCUCUCCUUAUCCGUGGUUUGUAGUACCUGUAUCUUCCUCUAGAGGUUUAUAAAGCAAUCACUAACUUUAUUAGAGACACAUCCUAACUCGGAAUCUUAUCCCAUCUGUUUAGUAACCAUGGUAAUCCGACAGAGAACUGAGUUUUUUUUUUUCUAAUAAAAUAAGAAGACAGGAAAUUUCUGUAAUACAGCCCAUGGAUUCUGUGCCUGCUAACUUCAAAGCUCUUUUGAUUUAUGUAGAGACUGAUUGCACAAAGACCUUUCAUGUUUUUGUUUUUUAAUCAAAUUUGAUACUUAUUAGACCGUAAAACUUAUAAGAGUGUGGAACUCUCCGAUUUUUAAAAUAGGCCUGUAUUUCAUGCCAAAUCGACACAUAAAUUGUGAAAAAGUGCUCAGUAUUAUUUUACAUUAGGUUCUACAAAACACAAUUAUACAUUUUUAUUUUUAUAUGAUAUAUUAAAUAAAUGAUGUUGCAUAUAUUUUGCCUAUUUGAAAGUGAUGACAUUAUCUUUUCAUGCACGUUGGUUGCUGUGCUUCUUACAGUAUUUCACUGUAUGUUUUAUAUGUCAGUGUCUGAUAAAAGUAUGCGGCUUUUCAGUAUCUAUAACAAUGGUUCGCCAUCUGAUUGUUAAAAAGCCAUUUUGUUUACACUCUGUCACUCUUUUUAGUGCUAAAUUUGGCAGUUUUACUUCUUAUUGUCUGCAUUUGUUCAUUGUGACAUGCCUGGCCUAUCUUUUUCAUUGAAUAUAUAUAUUAUACUCUCUUUAUCUCAGUUCAUGUUAAAUUUAUCGUAACUGUCUUGUUGGAACAGUUGAUUUGAUGCCCUUAGAUUUGUGAGAUGUAUUAAAAUCACGCAGUU